Capronia epimyces CBS 606.96 is the source of this 1296-nucleotide messenger RNA. RefSeq names its product palmitoyl-protein thioesterase. Gene Ontology annotation, molecular function: palmitoyl hydrolase activity; thiolester hydrolase activity. Gene Ontology annotation, cellular component: lysosome. Bases 1 to 1296 code for a protein of 431 amino acids. The record is from RefSeq and is a predicted model, not a curated record. The transcript has a single exon. Lineage: Eukaryota; Fungi; Ascomycota; Eurotiomycetes; Chaetothyriales; Herpotrichiellaceae.
AUGCGUUUACAACAGCUCUCGGUGCUGUUAUCCCUCCCGGCCACCAUCCUCUCUAUCGUCAUCUUCCCCGAAGCCGAGGUGUUCUCAAGUCUACCCCAACCGCAAGACCCUCUAGAAUCAUCCUCAUACCUUUCCCCGAAGACCGCAACUCGCCCCAAGCAGAUCGGCCAUGUCGAUUGCCAUAGAGCAAGACUUUCGCCCAAGUUUGAAGUCUCGGCGUCGCAUUUUGACCCCACGGAGGCUGUGGAGGAAGCCAGACUGUCCGCCGAUUAUGUCUCAGUCACAGACAUGGUCGAAGAGGCGGUCGACGGACAAAGAGUCAAGAUUACCAGACUAUCCCCCGAACAUGUCUCCCCCGCAGAGCCGGCAGAUGACGAUACGUACGACCAGCCUCUUCCUGUUGUGAUCUGGCACGGCCUAGGAGAUUCUGCCGACGCGGCAGGGUUGAAAGAGCUUGCAGAACUGAUAGCCCAUGUCCACCCGGGCACAUACACCUAUAUCAUCUCCGUGGCUGGCACAGGCGGUUCGGCAGAUCGACAGGCCUCGUUCUUCGGCAAUGUCACCCAGCAGAUCGAGACUGUCUGCCACCUGCUGGCACAAGACAACAUUCUCCGCACCGCACCGGCUAUUGACGCCAUCGGCUUCAGUCAGGGUGGGCAGUUUUUGAGAGGUUACGUGCAAAGAUGCGGCAGCUGGGCUCCCAAGGUUCGAUCUCUGCUCACCUUUGGAAGUCAGCAUAACGGCAUUGUGGAAUUUCAAAAGUGUGCCAGUAGCGCAGAUUGGAUCUGUCAAGGUGCCAAUGCCCUGUUGAAGAGCAGCACUGUGUGGUCGGAUUUCAUCCAGUCCAGACUCGUGCCUGCCCAGUACUAUCGAGACUUGAACGACUUUGACAAAUAUCUCGAGCACUCCAACUUCCUCGCAGACAUCAACAACGAGCGCAAGGACAAGAAUGCGACGUAUGCCAAGAACCUGGCCGAAUUGGACAAGUUUGUCAUGCUUGUUUUCCGCGACGACAAAACUGUCAUUCCGAGAGAUAGUGGCUGGUUCGACGAAGUCAACACUACGUCCAACGCAGUCACGAAAUUGCGGGAUAGACCGAUUUACAAGGAAGACUGGAUAGGACUGAGGGAGUUGGACGAGAAGGGUGCUCUGGAGUUUUUGACCCUUCCUGGCGAGCAUAUGCAGUUGGUAGACAAGGACCUGACGAAGCUGUUUGCGACGUAUUUCGGUCCUGCUGGCAAGACGUUCGGCAAGCCGUCACAGGGGGGAUCAGAGCCUUGGAAUUUGGAGUUGUAA